Messenger RNA from Eurytemora carolleeae, 3142 nucleotides. Its product is annotated as protein Spindly-B. NCBI's taxonomy places the organism in Eukaryota, Metazoa, Arthropoda, Copepoda, Calanoida, Temoridae. Bases 720 to 2540 code for a protein of 606 amino acids. The transcript has 18 exons. The record is from RefSeq and is a predicted model, not a curated record.
GAAAAGAGUAACCAUGUGGCCCAACAAAAUUAAAGAUUUGUACGCAGCAAAGGAGCCAACAUGUUGCCCAAAUAUCAGAAAAGUGUAUGUGGCAUACAAAAUAUUUUAUCAAGAAAGUUUCUGACAAAGAUUUACAGUUAUGUUUUUUAUUUCCAACAUUCCUUAAUUUAUCCAGUUUAACUUUUUAUUAAGAAAACUCAGUAAAGAAUGCCAAGGCCAACACUUUCAAGUUGAGAAACUUUAGGAACGGUGCAAUUAUUCUCAUAUAUGUUCUGUACUUAAAACUUGUAAAUUAAAUGUUUGAAUUCUAAUUAAACAAUUGUAAAUGAAAGAAAUAAGAAAAAGUUUUGCCUUCGUACUAUUUAGUUUUCCACCAAUCAGGCUGAGAUUGCUUAAUCCUCCAUAAAAUUGUAAAGAGAAAUGGUGUACAUAUUGAUUUUGUAUAACGUAGUUUAUGUGAUAACUUAAAGUUUUACUAUGAUAAAUUGAAGUCAUUGAUCGGUGCCUUUCAAAAUUAAAACGUCCAAGGAAGAAAUUGUUUUGCUAAGAUCUGAAAUGAAUACUUUAAACAUUUUCCAGCUGCUUGUAAUCAUCAUUAUCCUGACUGUCAAUAGCUAAUUGUGAUCAUAUAAAUCAUUCGUCCAAAACUUAAUCGUAACGUAAAUAUGGCAUAUCCUGUAAACUUAUUGGUUCUGUAAUAUGUACUUUUAGAAGACAAAAUGGCAGCAGAGGAGGCUGAUGAAUUGAUUAACAGGCUACAGAAGGAUCUGGAGCGAGCUAAAGAUGAUGCUAAGGAUUUUGAGAACAAAAUGAUGAAAGCAGCAAUGCUUGGAAAAGAACUGCUUGAUAAAAACCUCGAGUUAGAAAACGCUAUCGAAAUCGCCAGACAGGAGAAGCAUGAGUUGGGUUUGAAACUCCAGGCUAAAGUUGAUCUUGAACGAAGUCUGAGCGCUGAACUUGACUCCUUGAGAGACUCCUUGAAGGCAGAUGAGGAGAAGAGGGGAGAGAUGAAGGACGAUUGGGAGGAGAGGUUACUUAAAAGGGAUGAGGAGUGGAAAAUACGACUGGGUGAGCUAGAGCUAGAGGUAGAACAAGGAGGAGUCAGGGAGAUCAAGCUCAAGGAGGAAAUACUCAACCUAGAAGAACAGAUUAAACAGAGUAGUUUAAGAAAUCAAUCAAUAACAGGAGACAGUAUUUCUGGAGAGCUGGAGAGGAUAGAAGAGGAGAACAUGAACCUGGUUAAUCAGAUCAAGGACUUGCAGGAGGACCUCAUAAACACCAGGGAGGAGCUGGACAGCUUCAAGAACAAUGCCAGAAUUCUUGAGUUAAAGUUAGAUCAGCAGAAUCUAAAUGUAGAGAGUCUUCAGUGUGAAAUGAGUGGAUACUGCGCUACAAUUGAAUCCCAGAAAAUGGAAAUAGUUGAACUUCAAGCACAACUAGACGCUCAACUAGGGGAAAACAUAGAUCAGGACGGGAAGGGUAACUCCUUGUUCUCCGAGGUAGAGGAUAGAAGGCAAAGGGUUGAAUCUCAGCUCUCAGCUCUCACAAGGAAAUAUGAUAUCAUCAAAGAAGGAUAUGAUGUCAAGGUAGCUGAGCUGCAGAAAGUGAAGAUGCACAAUUCACAGCUGCUUAGUAUCGCUGGAACAAGAAAUGAUACUGAGCAUGUAGGACGGCUUGAAGAUCUUCUUAGAACAGAGAAAGACAAGGUUCGUGUUCUGAUGGAUAAACUUGAAACUAUUGAAAGAUUAUCCACCUUCCCUGGUUCAGUUCCUCCUCCUUCUCAAUCCACACAGGAGGGAGGUGCAGAGGAUUCUAAUAUGGACACAGAUACUAGUACAGUUGCAAUCUGCCAUGAUCUGAGGAGUAAGGAGUAUCAGUACCUGGCCCACCUACUGCAGGAGGCGCAGAACAAGAAUAAGGAGUUUCAGGAGGAAAUGAGAAAACAGGUUCGGUUAAAUAUGGAGGAGUCAGACAAGCAACAAGAACUCUGUAGGAAACUUCAUUCCUCAGAACAACAGAUUAAUAAACUGAAAGCGGAGAGUUAUACACUGAGAAUUCAAGUGGAAGAACUGAAAGCUGGAACAUUUACCAACAAAUAUACGAAAAAGGAACCUAAGAAGCGUAUAGUAGAACAAAUUAAUUUCAACGAUUUAAAGGAGAAAGAGGAGAAGGAGAAUGUUCUUGUAUCAAGUCAAGAGUUUCAACCUAAAGAAAUCCUCCUUAAACAAGACGGAACGAGACGAGUUGUAUCCAAGAAGGAAGAUGAUUUGAAGAGGAAGAAGGAGGUGGAGGUUAGGGAGGAGAAGGAGGAGAAGGUGGAGACGGGAGAACCGGAAAAGAAACGGCGAGGUAUUGUGCUCUGCGACAAGGUUGAGGAGAUUUCAACGAACGGAGAACAAACUCAAGGGGUGCUAGCGCAAGAAGGAAAAGAGACCAAUAAGGAAAAGGCUGGUGUGGAGGGUCGAGGACGCGGGCGUAAACAUUUUACGUCAAAGGAAGUUCAUUCAGCAGAACCAGCAGCCGAAUGUAAACAACAAUAACAACAGCAGCAGUAAUAAAAACCAUAACAACAACAUUAGCUAUGAUAACAAUAUCAAUAGCAGGAAGAACAUUGACAACGAAAACAACAUUAACAACAAAAAUAACAUCUUAUAAAACUCUUAGCUAUGAAACUUUGUAUCUUGUUAGUUUUUGAGAAAAAAAAAUCUUAGUACCUCAAUGUAAACAAAUACGCUUAAGUAACGCAUUUAAAACUUUUUUUUUGUUAAAAAAAGGGGCAGAAUAUUAUAUUUAUGAUUUAUAUUGAAAGGACAUUUUAUGUAAAAAAAACGAGCAGAUUUAUUUUUUUGAUGACUUUAUAAAGGGACCAGUGUAAUUUUUAUAUAUAUAUUCGGAGAUUAUUGAUGUUCACUGGUCAGCUUUGAAAUUAUUAUUAAUUAUAUACUGUUAAAGGACUGGAGACAUAAUAUCUAGUGACCCUCCAUUUGUACAGCAUGUCCGAGGUACCCUUGUGAAUUGUGCAUUCCACUCUUAAACUAGAGGGUCACUUGAAAUUACGUCUACAGUCCCUUUAUUUCCUAUCCCAUGACCUGAUUUAUCUUAGUUGAAUAUCCUCUACUGAUUAGGUGUACCUGGAUUUCAG